CGGAAGCAAGGGCCAACCAAACAGAGAGAGAGAGAAUUAAAACAAAGAAUUCGUCGUUGAAAACAAAUCCUCUUUGUUCAUGUUCAAAAAUGACUACUGAUGAUUAUGGAAGAAUUAUUAAGAGAGAGCUUGAAUCUGUUGGGAAUGAAAUGGUUUUGGAAACAAAUAUCAUGAAAUGUGAAACAAGUGAAACUGAAAUGGUCCCUGAAUCUAUGUUUGGUAUCGAAAUGGGUACUCAUAACCUGGAAGAAAAAUAUGAUAUAGAUCAGAUUAAAAAUGAAAGUGUCAUGGAUGUUUACCAUGAACCCAAAUCAGAAAAAUGUGUAGAAGAAAUAGGUGAAGGCCCUCAAAAUAAGUUCCUUUAUGUACAGGAUGAAGAUAUGACUCAUGAUUCAAAAAACACCACAGAUUUGGGGUAUGUUAUUGUUAAAAUAGAGGAUGAAACAGUCAUCGAGAAGAAAGAAGAGAGCUUCAAAGAUGAGAAGUCAUCAGUGUUAUGUCAAAAGGAGUUUGGCACUACAAAAGAUCAUAUUGUGAAACCUUAUCAGUGCAAAAUCUGCUUGAAGUCAUUUAUUCAAAAUAGUAGUUUGAAAACACAUGAAAGAACUCAUACUGGAAAAAAAUCAUUUCAGUGUAAAAUAUGCUUGAAGUCAUUUUUUCAGAGUGCUAAUUUGAAAACACAUGAAAGAACACAUACUGGUGAAAAGCCAUUUCAGUGUAAAAUCUGCUUGAAGUUAUUUUUUCAGAGUGCUCAUUUGAAAUCACAUGAAAGAACCCAUACUGGUGAAACACCAUUUCAGUGUAAAAUCUGCUUGAAGUUAUUCACUCAAAGUAGUAAUUUGAAAACACAUGAAAAAACUCAUACAGGAAAAAAAUCAUUUCAGUGUAAAAUCUGCUCGAAGUCAUUUCUUCACAGUGCUAAUUUGAAAUCACAUGAAAGAACCCAUACUGGUGAAAAGCCAUUUCAGUGUAAAAUCUGUUCGAAGUCAUUCACUCAAAGUAGUAGUUUGAAAAAACAUGAAAGAACUCAUACUGGAAAAAAAUCAUUUCAGUGUAAAAUCUGCUCAAAGUCAUUUUUACAGAGUGGUAAUUUGAAAUCUCAUGAAAGAACCCAUACUGGUGAAAAGCCAUUUCAGUGUAAAAUCUGCUUGAAGUCAUUUAAUCGAAGUAGUAAUUUGAAAACUCAUGAAAAACACAUUCAUAAUGCUUGUUUUAUGCAGAACAUAUACUGAGAAAAACCAUUUCUAAUGAAGUCUUCGAAAACAGUACCGUUUACAAUUAUUCAAUAGCAAGUACAUUAUAACUAAAUAAUUAUACUUGAAUUAUGAAAGUAUAAAACAUAAAACGGAUCGAACUAAAAGUGUUAAAUUUUUCAGAGAGAUUAAUUUUUGGGAACAACAGGGUUUGGCUUUAUACUUACUUCUCCAUCUUUAUACAAAAAAUAUAGGAAUCCUACAAAUACAUUUGGAAGAAAAAGUCUUCUCAAAACAACUGACCUGUACAUUUGUUAAUAAAAAUUUGUUCUUUCAAUAAUAAAGUAUACAUUGUUUGAA
Messenger RNA from Leptinotarsa decemlineata (Colorado potato beetle), 1553 nucleotides. RefSeq lists its product as uncharacterized. The record is from RefSeq and is a predicted model, not a curated record. Gene Ontology annotation, cellular component: chromatin; PcG protein complex; transcription regulator complex. Gene Ontology annotation, biological process: regulation of transcription by RNA polymerase II. Lineage: Eukaryota; Metazoa; Arthropoda; Insecta; Coleoptera; Chrysomelidae. Gene Ontology annotation, molecular function: DNA-binding transcription factor activity, RNA polymerase II-specific; RNA polymerase II cis-regulatory region sequence-specific DNA binding.